This is a messenger RNA of Populus euphratica (Euphrates poplar), 873 nucleotides long. RefSeq names its product putative disease resistance protein RGA3. The coding region runs from base 1 to 873 and encodes 290 amino acids. The record is from RefSeq and is a predicted model, not a curated record. NCBI's taxonomy places the organism in Eukaryota, Viridiplantae, Streptophyta, Magnoliopsida, Malpighiales, Salicaceae. The transcript is spliced from 2 exons.
AUGAAUAGUGAACUGAUUAUCUUCUUGUUAGAAGGUGGUCAGCUGGCUGAAAAGCAUAAGCUAAAUGUCAAAGGUAAAUUAUCUAUUCUACACCUUGAGAGGGUGGAAAAUCCAGUGGAUACCAAAGAAGCCACUGUUGCUCAGAAAGAAAAUCUCCAUCAUUUGACCUUGAAUUGGAGAAAAUAUGGUGAAUCUGAAUCACAAGAACAUGCUGAACAGGCACUUGAAUCUCUUGAACCUCAUCCAAAUCCUAAGCAGUUGAAGAUAGAAGGAUAUAAAAAUCUUCCGCCACCAGGGAUGUUACAUGCCUUAAGGAAUCUAACAUUUUCUAGAAUUAACAAAGUGGAGUACGUAGAGAAAGAAUAUCAUUGUGGAGGGGCACUGAGAAGAUUUCCAUCCCUGCAAACACUCAAAAUUGAACAUUUGCCAAGGCUGGAAAGGUUUUCAGAAGAUAACGAAAGAGAAUUGCUCCCAAAUCUCACUAAGUUGACAGUCUCUGAUUGCUACAAAUUAUCAUCGCUGCCAUUGUCACUUGUUUCACUUAGAAAGCUAGAUACAAAGCAUUGCAAUGAGGAUUUAUUGGAUUCAGUUUCAUAUCUUAGCACCCUCACUUCCCUUGUGCUAGGAUACUUGGAUGAGGUGACAUCCUUUCCGCAUAGGAUGCUGCAAAACCUUGCUGCUCAUCAAAAAUCACAAAUUCUAUACCUCAGUUCCCUCCAACGGCUGAUGAUUAGUCAAUUCCUUGAGCUGGCUGCUUUGCCAGAUACUGUUGAACACCUUAUCUCCCUCAAGGAUUUGUGCUUAGAUGGGCUUGACAAGUUAAGAAUCUUGCCUAUGUCGGCAUGGUUCGCUUCAGUGCACUGCAGUAUCUAA